Anopheles merus is the source of this 1137-nucleotide messenger RNA. Its product is annotated as atrophin-1-like. The transcript is spliced from 2 exons. NCBI's taxonomy places the organism in Eukaryota, Metazoa, Arthropoda, Insecta, Diptera, Culicidae. The record is from RefSeq and is a predicted model, not a curated record. Bases 87 to 1016 code for a protein of 309 amino acids.
AGCAGCAGCAGCAGCAGCAACAACAACAGCAGCAGCAGCAGCAGCAGCAGCAACAACAGCAACAACAGCAAGCGAACGGAAACCGGAUGCUCUGCUUUCCCGGCAUGCCGUCACUAGACGUGUUCGUCGGCUAUCCGGGCCUCAACUACGAGAUGUAUCCGUACAGCCGCGUUCAUGGACGGUCCAACUAUUUACCAAACCAGCGACCGCUGGAACCGCGCUACACGUCCGCCAGUACCGCUGCCUCCUUUCUGCCACCACCCCGUCCACCGCCUCCGUCGGCGGAUGCCGGUGCGGCGAGUACUGCGCCGGCCGCCGGAAGCCGCCUACCGAAGCCGGCCGCCGCACCGAUCGGCAUCAAACCGAACCGAUGGCUGAUGCCAUCGACGGCACCGUCGCCACCGGCCGCACCGGCCACCAUCAGCUCGUCGCAGCAUGCCGCCGCAGCAGCAGCAGCAGCAGCAGCAGCAAGUGCCGCACCGCUCAGCGCGGGUGUCGACUCGCUUGUCGCUUCGUAUCGGGCGCUCAAUUCGGCCCACCUGCCGCAUGGCAUGGGUGGCUUCCAGCACCACCACCAUCGGCUAUGGGCCGAACCGCUGCCAGCACAGCAAACCUACCUGACUGAUCUGCCACCACCGCCACCACCACCACCGCCGAUCGGUGAGGAGGAAAAGGGACUGCCCAGCCGGCUGUACCAUCCGGCACUGCUCGCGCACGACGCGCAGAUGACGCAUAUCGCUGCCUCGCUGCAGGACUCGUUCAUGGUUUCCCGGCAGCAGCAGCAGCAGCAGCAGCAGCAGCAGCAGCAGCAGCAGCAGCGCCAUCGCGCCAAGUUUGCCAACGGUGUACCGUCCAGCACUGCCACUGCCAGCAGCAACAGCAGCAGCAGCCACCAGCCGGCGGUCAGUGGUAGUGGACCGGCGCGGCCCGAAUUUAGGUUCCGAUCGGGGCGGAGAAACAGCCGCCGCCGCCGCCCCGUGCUGGAGGAGGACUGGUGCGGGCCGAGCCGCAGCUAGCGAUCGGUCCCGGACCGUCCUACACCCUUGGGCCGGGGGGAGAUGGGUUGAGCCGUGGCGGCAGUCAACGCGGCCACUACGAAGCCAAGGCACACGAUUUGCCGGAAGAUGCCGCCGCCCA